AGCUCAGUAUGUCAGUCAGCUUACAGUGAAUACAGCAUUCAAAUAUUCGAAGAGUAAAACCGCCGUGCGAAAAUCGCGACCUUGCGAAUAAUGUGUUUACGUAAUAAAAAUUAGAUCAAACAAAUUGAAUUUCGCGAGUGACCGAGCAGUUGGAUAGUGAAAACACAAAAAAUGGUUCCAGUUCUAUUGAAUCGCGCACGAUUGUUCCUCAAUCAAUAUCCCGUCGCUCGAGGAAUGGUUACCUACAGUCUAUUGUGGCCAACAGGAUGUCUCAUUCAACAGUCGGUCACUGGAACCCAUUGGAGAGAUUUGGACUGGAUGAAAUGCUUUAGAUUCUUUGUGUACGGCGGAUUUAUUGUGGCUCCCAGUCUUUAUUGCUGGAUAAGGCUAGCUUCCAUGAUGUGGCCAGCGCAGACAUUAAGAUCUGCGAUUGCAAAGGCUCUCACAGAACAAGUUAGCUAUACGCCGCUAGCGAUGACGUGUUUCUACUUCGGGAUGAGCCUUCUGGAGUCAAAAACUGUCGAUGAGUCAAUAGCGGAAGUCAAAGCCAAGGUCCCACCGACAUACAAGGUGGCCAUUUGCAUCUGGCCUUUGUUGCAAACGUUCAAUUUUUCGGUGGUGCCUGAGAAAAAUCGAGUCCCGUUUGUUAGCAUGUGCAGUCUUUUGUGGACAAUUUUCCUCGCUUACAUGAAACAGCUGGAGCUUGAGAAGCUGCAGAAGUCUAAAUCUAUCAUUUCGAAAUAACAUGGAAAUAUAGGACUGAUGAUAAAUUAAACGAUACCUUAGACUAUACGACUUAUAAA
Messenger RNA from Aedes aegypti (yellow fever mosquito), 803 nucleotides. RefSeq names its product mpv17-like protein. The record is from RefSeq and is a predicted model, not a curated record. Gene Ontology annotation, cellular component: cytoplasm; membrane. The transcript is spliced from 4 exons. Lineage: Eukaryota; Metazoa; Arthropoda; Insecta; Diptera; Culicidae. The coding region runs from base 172 to 744 and encodes 190 amino acids.